AUGAAUCUGACCCAGUAUCUUGCUGUGAAUCUGGAGUUCGUGCUGAACAAAAAGUCACUCUGCAGCUUAACUCCUGAAACCUUCCACAGCUCGGUUAGGUGGAGCUUGCCAUCAUCCCAGACUGUUGCAUGGGUGUCGCGUGAGGCAGAAUCUUUGAGCAGGUAGUUGAAUGGAGUCAUCUGAAUCCAGGUCCUUGCUGUAACUUUCAUGCUUGCCACAGUGUUUCUAUCUUCUGUGACAGACAUUAUGUGUAAAUACGGCUACACGCACCUUUCUGCUGGUGACCUCCUUCGAGAUGAACGAAAAAGGCCAGGCUCGCAGUAUGGAGAACUCAUUGAGAACUACAUUAAGGAAGGGGAAAUUGUACCGGUUGAAAUAACAAUCAGCUUGCUGAAGAGGGCUAUGGAUCAAACAAUGGCUGCCAAUUCCCAGAAGAACAAGUUCUUGAUUGAUGGGUUUCCCAGGAAUGAAGAUAAUCUUCAAGGCUGGAAGAAGACUAUGGAUGGAAAGGCGGAUGUUUCUUUUGUUCUCUUUUUUGAUUGUGACAAUGAGAUAUGUAUCGGUCGCUGUCUUGAAAGAGGCAAGAGCAGUGGCAGGAGCGAUGAUAAUCGUGAGAGUCUGGAAAAGAGAAUUCAUACAUAUCUGCAGUCUACUAAGCCAAUCAUAGACUUGUAUGAGAGAAUGGGAAAAGUCAGAAAAGUGGAUGCCUCUAAAUCUGUUGAUGAAGUGUUUGAAAAAGUUGUACAAAUUUUUGACAAAGAAGGCUAAUUCCCAGCUGGAAAGUUCAUUUAAACUUGUGCUUGAAUCUUGCUUGAAUAGCUGCUACUGCAGUCCACUCUUUGUAGUUGUUUUAAAAGAUUUUUUUUUAAUUGUUUUUCACAUAUCUAAUGAUGAUCGGAGAAGCAGUUAUAAUUACAAAUGGAUCUGUUUUUUAAAUAGGAAAUAAUUUCUUGUGGUAUACGAAUUUCAGGGUUCUCCAUUAGUACAAAUUCAGUUACUCACAUGGCAAAACCACGGUUAAAACAUCUCUCUGAAGAGACUACUUAUUCUGUCAGAGUUCUGUGCUUAUCAUGGGCAGCCCUUCUUGUUCCUUAUUGCCAUAGACUUUUUUUUUGUUUGUUUUUUAAGGAUCAACUAAACAGCAGCACUAAGCAAUGAGGUACUCGUGUGCCCUUGUUUGUUUUGCGGAUGCUUGGACCAAAUUUAGCAAAUAUUUUUUGAGUGUAAUUUCUUCACAAAGUUCCCUGUUAUCCCCAAACUUGAAUUCUGUAA
Messenger RNA from Opisthocomus hoazin, 1272 nucleotides. NCBI's taxonomy places the organism in Eukaryota, Metazoa, Chordata, Aves, Opisthocomiformes, Opisthocomidae. The record is from RefSeq and is a predicted model, not a curated record.